AUGAGUAAUGAAAGUAUCUACAAUCUUUUAACUGCAGAGGUUCACGUUGAAGAAGGACCGUAUACGGGAAAAUAUGAAAAGCAUAUGAAAGAUUUACCAAAGCCUGCGUAUUCCACGUUCUAUCAAAAGAAUAAAGAAUAUGAUGGGACGUUUCCUAGAUACUUUAAGCAACGGGAUGCAGUUAUUGGACCAAUAGUUAAUGAGUCUGUGGACCCCAAAAACUUUCUUCGGGCUGGUGAAGGUGUAAAGCAUUGUGUCCCGGCUGUACGUGAAGAAAAGAUUUUUACAAAACCACCUCUCGAUCCCAGAGCUCGUAACAUUCGUGGUGGUGAAGGUAAAACAGGUUUGUAUCCUUCUCAAGGUGGAUUAUCUGGACACCGUGGAAAUGGAAAUAAAUUUGAUCCAAAUGGUAAGCCAACAGGUGAUGAAAUAAGCGAAGGAAUGUUAGAUGAACUUGAUAAUAAACUUGCUGAGGGAGAAGAAGGUUAUUUGGGAAAAAACGGAGGUACAAAGAAUGAAUAUGGUGUGGGUCAACCAGGUACUUCAAGAGAUCUUGAAAAUGGUCAAAUGGGAAUAAAUGGGAAUGGUGAAAAAGUUACACUACAAAAUGGUGGUACAACUGAAGGAAUGUAUGGACCAGGUCCCCUUGAAGGUAAGAAAGAUUUUAUUACCUCAAACAUUAUACAGGUAAGUAAUAUGGUACCCAAAAGAAGGAAGGAUCAACCUGAGAAUCUUACGUCGCGAAAAACUUUUGCUCAGGUGCCAUCUUACCUAAGUCGUGUAAAAAAAGAAAUUGAACAGGAAAAAUUAUAUUUCAAGAAUAUGGAUGAAGCACGUGUUCAACAAAAAGUCAAGAUGUGGGAAAGGAAUGUGUACCGUCUGAAUGAGCGUGAACGACUGGACCUGAUUGAAAAACUUACCACCAAACUAAAACAGAAAAGUGGGGAAAUGAAUAAGAUGCCAUUUGUCAAAGAUACAUUUGCCCAAGUAAAACGAAGAUCUGAUCUAGAAAAAAGUAUGAAGGAAAUAGAAGCGGCACUUGCAAAGCUAGACAAGGAUGCUGUAUUUGUUUACAAUGAUGACCCAAGGUGUGUACACUGGACAAAGGAUGCUGCCCUUGAGGAGGCUACUCGAUUUGCUUCACAGUCGUCUUAA
Messenger RNA from Trypanosoma theileri, 1155 nucleotides. Its product is annotated as putative prolyl oligopeptidase, putative,serine peptidase clan SC, family S9A. NCBI's taxonomy places the organism in Eukaryota, Euglenozoa, Kinetoplastea, Trypanosomatida, Trypanosomatidae. Gene Ontology annotation, molecular function: calmodulin binding. The coding region runs from base 1 to 1155 and encodes 384 amino acids. The record is from RefSeq and is a predicted model, not a curated record. The transcript has a single exon.